This is a messenger RNA of Thamnophis elegans (Western terrestrial garter snake), 3879 nucleotides long. RefSeq names its product beta-1,4-galactosyltransferase 1 (gene B4GALT1). Bases 454 to 1476 code for a protein of 340 amino acids. The record is from RefSeq and is a predicted model, not a curated record. NCBI's taxonomy places the organism in Eukaryota, Metazoa, Chordata, Lepidosauria, Squamata, Natricidae. Gene Ontology annotation, molecular function: beta-N-acetylglucosaminylglycopeptide beta-1,4-galactosyltransferase activity; cytoskeletal protein binding. Gene Ontology annotation, biological process: carbohydrate metabolic process; protein N-linked glycosylation. The transcript has 6 exons.
CGCGAACCACCAGUUGAUGUUACAGGCAGCCAACAAAACUGGCGGACGCCGAGGAUGCGUGCGUUCCGGCGCCAAAUUGCGACACGAGCCCAAACUCGUGAUAGCCAAAGUUCCAGCUGGGGCCCUGUUAAGCCUCUUCCGCUCAGAGCCACGAACGUCGACGACGCGGCUCCUCGUCUGAAGCUCGGCGGGGUUAAGCGGGACUCGACUUGGUGCAACCUUCUCCCCAGGAGGAGGGGCCGCAACAGUAGCAGCUGUAGAGGGGGGGGAGGAGGAGGAGCCUCAGCCUGACAUUACGACUUUCCUCCUUCCCUUGGCGAGUGGGUUGCAGCAGCUGGCAGGCGAGCGGCAGAGCGCUGUUAGCGGUUUCGCUGCCGCUCCGGCCUGCUGCUCCAGGGCGCAGCCAUGAGGCGUCCCCGCGUGCCCGACUUAGCUCAGUGAAGUUCGCUCAGGAUGGAUCUGCCCGGCGCUUCGCUGCAGAAGGCUUGCCGCCUGCUUGUGGUCUUCUGUGCCCUCCACCUCUCGGCUGUGCUCUUCUACUACCUGAGGGGCAACACGCUCGGUUACCAGCGGACCCCGGAGCCGCCUCCUCGCAGCCAAACCUUCGGCCGUCGGGUGACGGAGGCACUCCUCUCGGCCAAUGUCUCCAAGCCCGCCGUGGAUUGUCCCGACCCUUCCCCGUUGCUGUUUGGUCCACUGCAUGUGGAGUUUUCAGAAGUUGUGAAUCUGAAGGAUGUGGAGAAGGCAAAUCCAGAACUCAGGGAAGGAGGCCGCUAUACACCAAAGGACUGCAAAGCACUUCAGAAAGUGGCAAUUAUUAUCCCUUUCAGAAAUCGAGAUGAACACUUGAAAUACUGGUUGUUUUACCUGCAUCCAAUCCUGAAAAGGCAGCAGCUCGAUUAUGGUAUCUAUGUGAUUAAUCAGGAUGGAGAAGAAACAUUUAAUCGUGCAAAGCUUCUGAAUGUAGGCUUCACAGAAGCUUUGAAAGAAUAUGAUUAUGACUGCUUUGUAUUUAGUGAUGUUGACCUAAUCCCGAUGGAUGACAGGAAUAUCUAUAAGUGUUACGACCAGCCCAGGCACCUCUCUGUAUCUAUGGAUAAAUUUGGAUUUCGCUUACCUUACAAUCAGUAUUUUGGAGGUGUGUCUGCUUUAAGUAAGGAACAAUUCCAAAAAAUCAAUGGUUUUCCCAAUAAUUAUUGGGGCUGGGGUGGCGAAGAUGAUGACAUUUAUAACAGAUUGGUUUUUAAAGGCAUGGGGAUUUCCCGCCCAGAUGCUGCAAUUGGAAAAUGUCGAAUGAUUCGCCACAUGAGAGACACUAAAAAUGAGCCCAAUCCACAGAGGUUUAACAAAAUUGCUCAUACAAAGGAAACAAUGAAAUCUGAUGGUCUAAACUCUCUGACUUACACCGUAAUAAAAACUGAUAAAUUUCAAUUAUAUACAAAAAUCACAGUGAAUAUUGGAUCACCAAAAAGCUAAUGUGGCAGAAAUGCAAUAGAAGACUUGGAAUACCCAAAAAGUGACAAUUCAACUUUUCAGCAUUUUAUAAAUGAUUUUAUGCAAUCAACUUGAAAGACAGACACCUGUUUUGUCAUCCUGAGACCUUGCAAUUGGCAGACAAGUGAGAAUUUUAACCCCAGAGUUUGCUUUUUUUCAUUUUUAAAAACUUUAUAAACGAUAAAUAGAAGUUGUAAAUAUAUGAAUUUUCAGGGAAUGGUUGGAGACUUAGGUGCUCACUCCCCUUGGAAAUUUUCCCAUGCAAGUGUCACAAAAAAGAAUGAAAGUUGUAUUGAAGCAUUCUUUUUUUUUCUUUCCAAAAUGUUCUCUUUUAUGUUAGGAAGCUAACCUAAGAAGGAUUCCUAGUGGAUAGAGGCCUAUGUAUUUGAUGAGCAUUCUCUCCACUUUAAAAUAAUGAGGGUCACAAUUUGAGAACGUUUUUGUUUCCAAAUUGUGAAAUAUUCUGCAGUGGUAAGUCAUUUCCCUUUCUUCCUGCUCUUUUCCCAAUUUAAUUUAAAAAUUGGAUCACUGUAUGAAAAUUCACUGCUGUGGGUACAAAUGGAAGGAUUGGAAAAUGCUGCUAAAGUGAUUUGAGUUUACAUACUUUGAUUUAUCUUCCCCAAAUCAUGUCAAAAUUGUUCCUUCUUGUCUGAAAUCUUCCAUGGGGAGAACAGGAACUAGAAACCUCAAAACAAACAGCUUUGCAUUUUGUUCUGCUGGCAUGGAGAUUUAAAUAAUGCAGGCCUCUUUGCCCAACAGUGUAUCAGCAAGCCAAAAUCUUGAAACCAUGGUGCUUGCUUUAUCUAAUAGGAUCAUAAGCCCAGUUUUUACAUUGGGCUCACUGCACUAUGGGAUGAAAAUAUGAAUGAAACUGUUUCAUCCUAUCCUUUCCUAACCCAAUCAUGUUAGGUUGCUAAUUGAAGCUUCCUAAUUUUUUCUGGAUCUAAUUGGGUGAUUGUGGAGAAGUCAGGUUAAAAUGUACACUAUAACCCAGAUCACGCAGCAUCCCUUCCCUAAGAUAUAGAAAGGAGAAGAUGUGCAUCCAAGUCUCACACUCGGUGCCAAGACAUUGUGGUGUGACCUGCGAAUAUCAGCUUCAAAGGCACAAGGGAUGCUGAUAGGUGGAAGGCAUCGUUCAUGGGUUGGUCCAUGGAGGCAGAAUAUUGCUAGGACAGCAAUACAUAAACUUUAGCUUGCUUAUGUGCUGUUGCUGUUUGAAAAUGAGCCACUUCUAGAAGUAUUUUAAAAGGACAAAGCCUGUGUGUAAUGCUCAAACAGAUGGCCUGCAAAACAUCUGCUUUGGAAUUAAACUGAGCAUUGUAUUUAUUCAUGUGAGAAACAUCUCUGUUCCUGUGGAACACUGAUGGGGUCUCUCCCAAGCUAAUUCUGCAGAGUCGACCUUGUCUUAAGAACAAGAAUGGGGAAAUGGAUAUUUGGCAAGAGCGAGACAGCAUUACUCUCCAACUGACCAGAACUUGUCAACUCUGAGUCAGUCUGCUGGGAUUUCCUCAUCCAAUGGGAAGUUAUGCUUCCAGAUUUUCUCUAAAUACAGGUGGUGGAAGGAGCCAGUCAGUUUUCUAGAUUAAAAAAAAGGCAAAGUUCUUGCUUAGUUAAAUCAUAUAGAUGGGGCUCAGCCUUCCAACAAAGUUCAGAUGAAGAAUAUCCUAAGCCUAUUGGGACCAUUUAUUGCUUGAGUUUGUAUGUGUACGUGUGAUAUUGGGGUGUAAAGCCUACUCAGGUUGUAGUAGGAGCACAGAAAUGAAAAUGGCCCCAGGAACUAGACCCUGUAGUGAGCAGGGCAAACUUUUUGAGGGCUAAAAGUACAAAUACGUCUGGUUGUAAGCAAUAUGUUGCUUGCAAGGAAUUCAGCCAGGCAGAGGUAAAUAAUAACCUGAAGAUUUGGGGUGCAUUAACUAGUUCAUCAGAGACCUUCUAUGGAAGUGGGGAGGACUUUUUAACUUUCUUUUUGCUCUACCUGGCAAAAUUGUAGCAGAGAGGUGUGCCAAUAACCAGUAGCAUAAUCUCUAAGAUAAGAGAACAGUUCAAAUAGAAUUUCCUCAGUGAAGCCAGUUCUUGAUACUGCAAAAUAAACAUGAUCCAUUUAAGAACCAGGUUAUUGCCAGAUUGCCUUACAUGUGAAUGGAAAAUUUUGUUUCAUGUUCUACUGCUCUAAUGAAAUCUUUUUCGUAUUGGAGCAUGGCAAAUAUUUUCAAUUCUGGUUUUAUAAAGUGCCUUUUGGUUUUUAAAAUGAUUUGUCAGGAAUGUUUACUAUUGUAAAAGCCUAAAUGUUACAAAAUGUCAAACAAAGGUGUAUUUUCUCAGUGUUUUGUGUAAAACUUGAAGUCUGCUGCUGGAUUUUACUGUUAAAAAUAUUAUAGGGGAAUA